Molecule: messenger RNA, 2129 nt
Organism: Pimephales promelas (fathead minnow)
Lineage: Eukaryota; Metazoa; Chordata; Actinopteri; Cypriniformes; Leuciscidae
Gene: ogfod1
Product: 2-oxoglutarate and iron-dependent oxygenase domain containing 1
Biological process (GO): regulation of translational termination; peptidyl-proline hydroxylation
Cellular component (GO): cytoplasm
Molecular function (GO): iron ion binding; L-ascorbic acid binding; peptidyl-proline dioxygenase activity
Source: RefSeq, a predicted model, not a curated record
AGCUUAUGCAUAGAUCGUUUCUGGACAUAAUAAUUUCAGAAGAGCUGUGCCACUGUUCCACGACUGACAUGGGGGGCAGUAAAGACCCAAAAGCGUCUCUGACUGAAUCCGCACGAAGAAGAACAAAGGAAAACAAAACAAAAGUCCCCAUGUGUUUAUUUCCCUCAUGGUUUUGUCAUGCCACCUAAAAAACGACAUAAUGAUUCCGAAACGGGUAAAAAGAAUAAGAAAGAGAAACGAGGAGAACUGGCGGAAAUUAACUCGGAUAUGAGGGAUCACGCUGUCCAGAAAUGCAUGGCAGACGCAUGGCAGAGGAAAGAGAGCUACUCAAAUGGUAACAUCCACCUGGAUUGUGAGCCCUUCCCUCACUGUCAGAUCACUAAUUUCCUGCAGAAUGAGAGCUUUGUGGAGAGUCUGCGAGCAGAGCUUCUGCAGCUGAAUUUCAACAGCAAGUCAAAUGACUUGUACAAGUUUCAACAGUCAGAUGAUAUGAGAAAGAGAAAAGAACAUCAUGUAGCCCAAAUAAGGUCUGUGAUUUUUGGGGAGUUUCGUGAGUGGUUGUCGGAGGUGCUGCAGGUUGAUCUGGAGGCGACUGUUGAUAUGUCCUGUUCCAAGUACGAGCAUACAGAUGUUUUGCUGUGUCACGAUGAUGAGCUGGAGGGACGAAGAGUUGCAUUUAUCCUCUAUCUAGUUCCUCCCUGGGACGUGAACGAUGGAGGGACCCUGGACCUGUUCAGCACUGAUGAACACUGUCAGCCAGUGAAUGUUGUCAAAUCUCUGCUUCCUUGCUGGAACUCUCUGGUGUUUUUUGAAGUGUCCCCAGUUUCCUUCCAUCAGGUGGCAGAGGUUCUUUCUGAGGAGAAGUGCCGUUUAUCUCUUAGUGGAUGGUUUCAUGGUCCUUCCCUUCCAAGGCCCUCACGCUUUAUUGAACCCCCAGUUCCCCGUCACCUUCAUAUCCCCAGAGAUGAGAGUUUGCUAUUUGAGUGGGUGAAUGAGAUGUACCUGGAUCCACGCUAUCAGGCUCGGGUACAGCAGGAGUUCGAAGAGAAUUCAGAGAUUUGCUUGCCUAGUUUCUUACAGGAGGAGAAACUGAAGCAGGUGCGCAGUGCAUUGCAGUCGUCUGAAAUCCAGUGGGAGAGGAGGGGGCCGCCCAAUAAAAGGUGUUACAGCUGUGCUGAUAUGCAGAGCUUCCCAACUUGUGUACAGGAGUGCUGGGAACUCCUCUCCUCUGAGCCGUUCUUCAUCCUCUUGUCCAACCUGACCGGCCUCAGUCUACACUAUCUGUGCAUCAAUGAGGAUGAGAGCGAAGAUGAAAAGAGCGAGACAGAAAACAGAGAUGGAGAGGACAAUACACAAGCAGGGGGUUCCAGUGCUGAUGCCGAUGCUUCAUCAGCUGAGAAGAAGGACAAAGGUGAUCAGCGUGUACAUGUGUUGAUUCUGCAAAGAUCAAUUUUUACAUCUACAGUGAUUUACAUGUUUUGUAUUCAUGCAGGACCCCCAACUUGUGUAGGAGAACUGCGUCGCUGGGCACAUGGAGACUACACAUUGUUGCAUGACUGUGUCAAAAGAGAGUAUGCAUUGGAUCUGCAGCUUCACAUGGGCUGUGCAGGGUGGAAGUCGGAGUUUGGGGGAUUUACAUCCUAUAUUGCAAAUGAUGAAGAUGAGGAGCUCCUCACGGUGUAUCCUGAAGAUAACUCCCUCGCUCUGGUAUACAGAGACAAAGACACCCUCAAGUUCAUCAAACAUAUCAAUAAGAACAGCUCCAGCCACCUUUCGUCACCGAAUACCACAGCUUUCUAUGACUUCUCUUUUAACUACUAUGAAUGAUGAGAGAAAAUCGGAUGUUUGACUGGCUGACUGAUUGAAUGUGAGUUGUCAAAGCAAAGUGCAUUGGCUGUACAUUUCAGAUCAAUUUGAGUUCAAUAUACACACAGACAAGAGUUUGGUAUUCAAGAGGCACAUUAAUUUUUUAAUGUGCAUGUAUUUCAAUCCGACAUAAAUUACAAUGUUACAUUUGAUGCUCAAAAUGAAAUUUAAUCAUUUAGUUGUUAAAAGACCAACUGUGCUUUAAUGUCAAUAAAUUAAUAAUAAACAUUUGAAUAAUGACAUUUGCGUUCUUUUGAUUGUGU